Messenger RNA from Clupea harengus (Atlantic herring), 6193 nucleotides. RefSeq names its product protein mono-ADP-ribosyltransferase PARP14-like. Gene Ontology annotation, biological process: negative regulation of gene expression; protein poly-ADP-ribosylation. Lineage: Eukaryota; Metazoa; Chordata; Actinopteri; Clupeiformes; Clupeidae. Gene Ontology annotation, molecular function: nucleic acid binding; transcription corepressor activity; NAD+ poly-ADP-ribosyltransferase activity. Gene Ontology annotation, cellular component: nucleus; cytoplasm. The record is from RefSeq and is a predicted model, not a curated record.
UUCAGUUUCCUGGAACAUGUACCACUCCCCGAGUUGACAACCUGAAAUGAAAGUGAAACUUUCUAGUUUUCAAAAUAAACUGCCUGAUCCAGUCAGAAGGCUUCAAACGCGACCAAGAUGGAAGACUGUCCACAUCGUGUUUUAGUAGAAGGUGAAUGGUCGCCUAGUCACCGUAAAGUGCUUCGGCAAAAACUUCAAAUAUACUUUCAAAGUAAGAAGAAAUCUGGUGGGGGUGACUGUGUCGUGGAAUAUGAAGAGAAAGCGAACUCAGCUACUAUUGGAUUUAAACAAGAGGAGGUCCUAGAGCGCGUUCUUCUCCACACGCAACAUGAAAUCACCAUCGACAACGAGCAGAUUAAGCUAUACCUCACCAGAAAAUUGGAGGCAAAGGGCGUGCCACCUGUUGACAACCAAUCUGCUGACGGAAAGAAAACUCAAUCCCAGUCUCAAGAUCCUCAACAUGAAGGUCCCAGUGCCUCAGGUUCUAUUGAAGUUCAGGAGGAGAGGGUUGAAGACUCCUAUCGGCCCAACGCUGUUGUUGUGGAGAACAUCGCUGAAGACAUACCCAGGGAGCUUCUUGGACUGAUAGUGGAGAACAUCACUGGUAUUUCUGAGGAUGACUACAAUAUGGAGCUGAUCUAUGAGUCUUGUGUUGCUGUUGUAACAUUCACUCAUCCUGAUGAUGUGAAGAAAUUUCAGACCGAAGCCAAGCUCAGCAAAAAGUUUCAGCAGUACAAUCUGACUGCCCGGGACCUGGAAAGAACCUGCUGUUUGAGGAUCGAAGGUCUGCCACCUAAGGCUAAAGAAGAUCUACUGAGUCUCUACUGUGAGAAAUUUAGAGUUGAAGUACAGAGUGUCGCUAUAAAACCCGAAGAAAACGCUGCUGUUGUCACAUUCCAAAAGCCAGAAGAUGUUGUGACCAUGUUGAACACACAGCACAAGAUCUGCAAAGUUGAAGUCAGCAUGCAUCCAUACUACAAGUCACUAGGUACAGCGCUGUAUGGUAAAGACAGACCAAGAUGGAAGAUUCCAGACUCUUUCCCUGAAAGCAUCCACCCAGCACUGUAUGAAUUUGUCGUGAAGAAGCAGCUCGGAUCUCACAUCAAUGACCAGAUGCAAGCACACUUCUGCCAGAUGAGCAUGCAGAACACCAACGUUCUGCUCAGCCCACUUCCAGCCCUGCUGAAAAUGAAGGGACUCACAGCCAAACACAUAGACGGCUGGAAGGAAAACACCUUAGACGCUUUCCACCGCAUCAUGUCCAAAUACGCAAUACUUGAGAAGGUGAUGAACUCAGAUGUGUGUGGCUCAGUGGCAAAAGAGCUGCGGUUAGUUGUGCAGGACCAUGUUGUCAUGACAGUGGAUCCUUUAAAAGGGCAGUUGACGCUUGCAGGGAUGUCGAAAGACAUAGAAAACCUGAGAGGGAUGGUGGGUGGUAUUAUUCAGAAGGCAACGGAUCAGUUUGAGCGGGAGACGAACAGUGUUUCAGAGGAAAUGGAUUUGCCUCCUGACAUUUAUAAACUGCUGCAACUUGAUGGCCUGUCACAGUACAUCACAGCCUCCUGCCCCCAGGUAUCCCUCAAUUACAAAUCCAGCAUCAAGAAACUUGUCCUCUCUGGCUUAAAAACUGAAGUUCUGUCCGUUAAAACCUGGGUCCUUGAGAAUAGAAUGCAGAUGACACAGAGGGCAGUGGAGCUUGACCGUCAUAUAGUGGACUUCCUGAGGGCAGUGGACAGCGAGAUGAUCUCUGAUCGUCUCUUCUUCUCCAAAAGAAUCCAUGCCAUUUAUGUGAUCAAGGACGGAGCUGUGGUUUUGACUGCAAGCUCAGAAACAUCCCUGAGUGAGUCUAUGCAGAGGAUAAAAGAGAAUCUCGCGUCUAAGGUUCUCACUGUGGAGGAUCAAGAGGUACUCAGAAAGUCAGAAUGGAAGACUCUGAACACUGAACUCCUUAGUGUGUACAACACAUCCAAGGAGAUCACACUGUUGAUAACUUUAAACAAACCUGACAGUCUUAUCAUUGCUGGCUUUAUUGAGCCCGUCAAGGAAGUCAGCCUGAAUCUCGAAGAGUUCCUGCGUAAUCAUGCAAGAAUUGUGGACACUGUUAAGGUCAAAUGCUGUGCUGCAGCAAGGUUCAUUGAAGAGCAUAAGUCAGACGACUGGAAAAAGUUUGCCAAAGUUGGUGAGGUGGUGGUGAAAUUCCAUCCAAGACGCCCACGAAUCAAGCUGUCAGGAGAGCGUAUCUAUGUUAAACCUGCUUUGGAUGCUUUUAAGAGGAUGGUGACCAGCUUGUUUAUAGAUGAACUGAAAGUCUCUAAGCCUGGAGCAAAGAAGUAUUUCCAGGAACAAGGCAGCUUGCUACUAUCAAUGAUGUUAAGGGACCAUCGUUGUGUCGUUCUGCUUCAGGAUGACGAUAUGUUGGAGGAGGCGGAUAAUGAUGAUGAUGAUGGUGAAGGAAGAAACAGAAAAUUCUCAAUAUCCCCUGACUCUCAGCAAUGUUACUGUGAGGUACAGAUGCCUUGUGGGGUGCUCAUUGCAGUCAGCAAAGCAGAUAUCUGUGUGUUUCAAGCAGAUGCUCUUGUGAACGCUGCCAACGAAGACCUGAAGCAUAUUGGGGGCUUGGCAAUGGCCAUGCUAAAUGCUGCUGGCCAUCAGCUCCAGAGAGACUGUGACAUGUACACAUCCAGGUAUGGAAAGCUUCGCCCUGGAAGUGCAAUUAUCACAGAGGCAGGACGUCUGCCCUGCAAACAUGUUGUCCAUGCUGUCGGCCCACGGUUCUCGGACACUGACAGACAGACAGCAGUGCAACGUCUUAGCUCUGCCAUCACUGAAAGCCUGAACCAGGCCUCGAAGGCUAACUGCACUUCCAUCGCAAUCCCAGCAAUCAGUUCUGGAAUUUUUGGAUUCCCACUGGACCUUUGCACACACACCAUUGCCAAUGCUGUGCGUGACUACUUUGAGAACCGGAAACGGAAUUCCCUGAGCAAAGUCUACCUGGUCAACAAUGAUGACAAAACUGUGAAUGCGAUGGUUCAGGCUGUUGAGAAUGUAUUCCGUGACAUGAAUCCAAGAUCUGAAACUCCACAAGCUCCCUCCCAGAGACAUACAUACAGGGGGAGAGGCAAUCGUGGGUCAAGGAAUCAGGGGGGAAGACCUGAGGGAGCUACAAGAUGGAAGAAUGAAACGUUCAAUGAUUCUGAAUCAGACAAAUAUAGAGAGGGAGAGAGGCAGUGGCAGAGCUCAUCCUCACGGUCACGUUCAGAUGCACCGGGAGUCCUGGAGAGCAAACUUACACCUGAGGGAGUCAAGAUCGUCCUGAAGGAAGGAAACAUUCAAGAUGCAUCUACAAAGGUUGUGGUGAACACAGUUGCAGAGAACGUGAACCUCAGCCAAGGGGCCGUCUCCAAGGCUCUUCUCCUGACCGCUGGACCACAGCUCCAGUCAGCAGCCAAUGAUGAGGCCAGAGGAAGUUCAAUGCGAUAUGGGGAAAUGGUGAUAACUGAUGGCUUUGGCCUGAGAUGCAAGAAAGUCUUCCACACCGUCUGCCCUCCAUGGGAUCACAGAGGUGGUAAAUCAGAAGAGGUAUUGAAGAAGAUUGUAAGAGAUUGCCUGAGAGAGGUAGACAAACGUGAGCUGGCCUCAGUUACUUUUCCUGCUAUUGGCACUGGGAAUCUGGGUUUUCCCAAAGACCUGGUGCCGAGGAUCAUGAUGGAGGAAACACAGAUGUUCUGCAGCAAAACAAAUCCUCAAUGGUUAAAGGAAGUGGUCAUCAUAGUACACCCCUUAGACAGAGAGAGCGUGGACUGCUUCAGGAGGGCGUUCAAAGGAGAAAGACCAAGAGAGAGCAAAAGUGAACCUCAAGGCAAGAGAACAGGUCAUGGCCAACAGAAGCAGAAACCACAACAGUCUUCAGGACUAUGGGGUCAAGUCAACACUGUGUCUUUGGGGAAACACUCUGUGCACAUCGGUCACCUGACCUUAGAGUUGUCAACUGGUGACAUCACUAAAGAGACCACUGAUGUCAUUGUCAAUUCCUCCAAUGCCACAUUUUCCCUUAAGUCUGGGGUUUCCAUGGCCAUCCUUGGGGCUGCUGGCUCAGCAGUAGAAUCAGAAUGUUCAGAGAUUGUGAGCUCACCCAAUUUCCAACAAUGCGAAAUGAUUUUGACUGAGCCGGGCAGACUUCCAUGUAAACACAUUGUCCAUAUUGUGGGAACAAAUAACCUGAAAGAUAUUAAGGAUCGUGUCUUAAAUGUUCUCACAUUUUGUGAGCAGAGAAAAUUUGCCUCUGUCUCCUUUCCAGCUCUCGGCACAGGCCAAGGUGGAGUCAGUGCAUCUGCAGUGGCUGAUGCAAUGAUUGAAGCCAUUGUGAGCUUUGUCAAGAAGGCCAAGAGUCAUAAUAUAAUAUCUGUGAAGAUUCUCAUCUUCCAAACCAACAUGGCUUCAGAGUUCCAUCAGAGCUUGCUGACACGACAGGCCAAAGGAACAGAAGACGACAAGGGUAUUUUGGAUAAAAUUAAGGAUACAUUUACAGGCUGGUUUUCAUCUGGUGGUACUGAAGACCUGAAAUCUGCUGAUGAGGAGUUUGUCAUGGUGGGUGAAGAGUUUGCUCCCGCCAUUUUCCAAUUCUGUGGAGAGACGGCCCAGGAGGUCAACAGAGCCAAAGACUGUGUGACCAGUUGCAUCAUGAAAGAGCAGGCUUCUACUCAGAUCCAGGACCCACUAAUUAGUCGUUUCACCCAGGAGGAUAGAAAUGAGCUUCAGAAUCUGCAGAAGGAACUGACUGUCAGCAUCAGGGUGGAGAGGAGGAACACUGACUCCAUCAUCUACCUGGAGGGCUUGACUCGUGAUGUGUUCAAGGUCGAAGGGCGAAUCAGAGAUAUGAUCCGGAAGGCAGAGAGGGAGGACACAACCAGACGAGAGGCCUUUAUGAUCAGCACCAUGGUGAAAUGGCAGUAUGUGGACUUCAACAAUACACCUGUGCCUUUCGACAUGUACACUAACAUGAACUUAGAGCAGGCCUUCCAGACUAGAAUGAGAAGAGUGACAAUCAAGAUUGGCACACAUGAAUAUGAAGCAGAUGUGUCAAGCAGAAUAGCCACAAAGCCUGGACGGAAGGAUAUAGAACUUAAACGAGUUGAUCAAAAAGAUGAUUCAUCAGUGAGCUUACCCAGUCAUUGGGCCAACAUGAACGCCGGGGAUGUUGAUCAAAUCAAACUUAUUGCAAGCAGCACUGAAUACGCAGAAGUUGAGAAGGAGUUCAGGAGAACUGGCCUUGCAUCAAUAAUAAUUCAGAUUGAGAGAGUCCAGAACAGCACACUUUGGAAGGGCUACAUGAUCAAAAAAGAACAGUUUGAUCAGAAGAACAAACACACAAAUAAUGAGAAAAGGCUUUUCCAUGGCACAAGUCCUAAUAAGAUAGACCAGAUCAACCGUUCCGGGUUUAACCGGAGUUUUGCUGGGACUGCAGUCGGUGCCUUGUAUGGAAAUGGCGCCUAUUUUGCUGUUGAUCCCCAAUACUCAGCCAACGGCUAUGCCAAACCUGAUGUCAAUGGACACAAGCGCAUGUACCUGGCAAGAGUUUUGGUCGGAGACUACACUCCAGGAUCAGGUGGCCUGCUAGCACCUCCUGCCCGAAACACUGGGACAGCUGACUUGUUUGACAGCGUGACAGAUAAGAAGACAAACCCCACAAUAUUUGUCGUCUUCAAUGAUGUCCAGGCCUAUCCUGAGUACAUCAUCACAUUUCAGUGAGAUGCUGUCUGUAUAAACAUGUUAUUCUAUAUGAAAGAAAAACUAAAUCAUUUUAAACACAAAAAGCAUUUAAGUAUUACAUAACAUUGAAAAUGGAGUGAAAUUGCAGUCAUAGAAAUUAGGUAACUUAAAAGAUUGUAUGCAUUUCCUAUUCAAAUGUUAAAAAUGCGUAAAAAAAUUGGAUGGAAACCCGGCUACUGUUUGUCUUUUCAGAAUCAGCUCCUGGUUUGAUUAUAUGUACAUUGUUGCCUGUAUUAAAUUGUGAUUUUUCCAAAGUGAUGAACCUAUGUGUAUCGUGUUGCUGACUAGUCUGGAGGACUUUUCAUGGUGAUGAUAUAUAAACAGAAAGCUUUGCUCUCAGUCAAAAUGUACUUGAUGCACUGAUGAGGAUUUCACUGUGUACUUGCUGUAGAAGUAGAAACUGAAUAAAAACUCUAAAUCUAAA